Messenger RNA from Xiphias gladius (swordfish), 1492 nucleotides. RefSeq names its product akirin 1 (gene akirin1). The transcript is spliced from 5 exons. Gene Ontology annotation, molecular function: transcription coregulator activity. Lineage: Eukaryota; Metazoa; Chordata; Actinopteri; Istiophoriformes; Xiphiidae. Gene Ontology annotation, cellular component: chromatin; nucleus. The record is from RefSeq and is a predicted model, not a curated record. The coding region runs from base 431 to 994 and encodes 187 amino acids. Gene Ontology annotation, biological process: positive regulation of myoblast differentiation; positive regulation of macrophage chemotaxis; positive regulation of transcription by RNA polymerase II.
AGUUCAACGGAAACCAAUCGCCAGUAACAAUAGGGUUGAGCGGCAGGGAAAUGCAGCGUUAGGAUGGCCCAGGGGAUCUCAAAAGCACAGCCGAUUCUAGUAUUUAUUGCCUAUUUUGUUUUUAAAAAAAGUGUGUCUCGAUAACAAUUCCAAUUCAACUCACUGGACAUCAAAAUACUUUGUUGUAAAUAUUUAAACACCCCUCUUUCGUCUAAUGGUAGGCUCUACCAUUGUGACGUUUUAAAAAUUCAGCAGGCAGGCUCGGCCGUUGGCUCACUACUCAGAGAAGAAAAUCCGUUGUUGUGUGUAGAGGAAGAAAGACUCAACACAUUCGAAAAACGUUAAACAUACAAAAUACGACCAAUAAAGCCCAGUUUUUGCGGGUCGUUUUUUCUCCAGCUUAUCCGUUUCCCCGUUUUGUUUAGCUAACAUGGCUUGUGGAGCUACGUUAAAGCGGUCGAUGGAGUUUGAGGCCCUCCUCAGUCCCCAGUCUCCCAAGCGGAGAAGGUGCAAUCCACUACCGGGGACUCCUGGCACUCCGUCCCCGCAAAGAUGCAACCUCCGUCCCCAAGUCGACAGCCCAACGCAUUCGAUGUCGCCUCCGGCCAUAGGAGGCGAGCACAGGCUCACCCCAGAGCAAAUCUUCCAGAACCUCCGUCAGGAGUACAGCCGGAUCCAGAGGCGGCGGCAGCUGGAAGGGGCCUUCAACCAGACCGAGGCCUGUAGCUCCAGUGACGCCCCCAGCCCCAGUUCAUCCCUUAACGCUCCCAGCUCCCCACCAGGUGCCUCAAGGAAGGACCAGCCCUCGUUCACACUGAGGCAGGUGAGCUACCUGUGUGAGCGCCUGCUCAAAGACCACGAGGAGAAGAUCCGGGAGGAGUACGAACAGAUCCUUAACACAAAACUUGCAGAACAAUAUGAAUCUUUUGUGAAAUUCACACAAGACCAGAUCAUGCGAAGAUAUGGAGCCCGGCCUGCUAGUUAUGUCUCCUGAACUCACGUGGAUUAGAUCCCAGCUUCCUCUCACAAGAUGGCUGCUCUUCCACUGCCCCCUUCCACUUGAUUUUUCAUUUUAUUUCCCAAUUUUUUUCCCUCCAUCUCAAACUGUUUGGGUGCCAUGGUUUAUCCACUUUUUAAUCCAAAAGUUAAUUUCUUUCUUCAAAACUAUUGCUGCUGGCCAAAAGUUAGAAUCUGAAAGAUAAACUGUGUAUGAAGCCUGCCCUUUUUUGCCCUUUUUCUUGUUGACAUGCUCUUUCUUGAAAUCCUGACUAAAGCAGAUCUGUGUCAAAGCUCUUGCUGGCGCUGUAGAAAAAGCUUAUUGGCUCAUAUGAUCAUUCUGUAUAACCUUCCAGCAGCUGUAUUUAAUGGCUCCUGCUUCUCACAUUGUCCCACAUUUCUUGCCCCCACCACCACCACCCUCCUCCCUCCUCACAACUCUUUACCCGAAUGUGGAUUUUUCUCCCUUUUGAAAAAAAUAAAAGUUCUGUGAUUU